ACAGAGAGCAGAAGGUUUGGUCUUAUCGGGAGCAAAAAGGAUGAGUGUGGUAAUAACAUCAACCAUCAAUUCCAAAUCUCUCUCGCCGACUCGACCGUUUCCGUCAUGUAUAAACAAUUCUCCCUCACUGUUUUUAAUCUCGGCCUCUUUCUCACGGCGGAGCUCAAAUAUCUUCCUGACGAAGGUGUCCUGUGCCAAGAGCCCAGAUGACUACCACGCAACCCUCAAAUCUCUCAAUUCACGAGGCCGGUUUCCCAGAAAAUCACUUGGACAGCAUUACAUGCUGAAUUCGGAUAUCAACGAUCAGCUAGCGGCUGCGGCUAAUGUGAAAGAAGGAGACUUCGUGUUAGAGAUUGGUCCUGGGACUGGCUCUUUGACCAAUGUUCUUCUCAAUUUAGGUGCUACAGUUCUUGCCAUCGACAAGGAUCCUCAUAUGGUGGAUUUGGUGAGAGAAAGAUUCGCAGGUUCCGACAAGUUCAAGGUUUUGCAAGAGGAUUUUGUCAAGUGUCACAUCCGUUCUCACAUGCUCUCCAUUUUAGAGAGUAGAAGGUUAUCAGAUCCAGAUUUUGCUCUGGCAAAGGUUGUUUCCAACUUACCUUUUAAUAUAAGUACUGAUGUUGUCAAGCUUCUACUUCCUAUGGGUGACAUCUUCUCACACGUUGUGCUCUUACUCCAGGAUGAGGCAGCUUUGCGCUUGGUUGAGCCAGCACUACGAACAUCUGAAUACCGACCCAUCAACAUUUUGGUCAACUUCUAUUCAGAACCGGAGUACAAUUUCAGAGUUCCUAGGGAAAACUUCUUCCCUCAGCCCAAGGUUGACGCUGCUGUUGUAACAUUCAAACUGAAGCAUCCGAGGGACUAUCCCGAUGUUUCGUCCACCAAAAGUUUCUUCUCUUUGGUGAAUUCUGCGUUCAAUGGGAAGAGAAAAAUGUUACGAAAGUCUCUCCAGCACAUAUCAUCAUCUCCUGAGAUCGAAAAAGCUCUUGGAGUUGCAGGUCUUCCAGUCACUUCAAGGCCUGAAGAGCUAACCCUGGGUGACUUUGUCAAGCUGCAUAAUGUAAUCGCCAGAGAAUAGGACCAACGAGAAGGACUAUAUAUAUAUAUAUAUAUAAAGUAUACAUGUUUUGUCAGCUUUCCACAAAGUCACUUGAAAUCAAAACAGCAUGAGGAGGCUGCCACUCGAUGCAGAUUAAGCUGUCGAUGCAGAUGACACUAUAUACUCCAGAAAGAAGAAUGUGAGCAGUCUCCAUAUAAUCAGGAAACAGGAAGCAAGUAGAGUACAUACCCAAUCUUGUUCUUGUAGAAUUAUGUCUUUGAUAAUCUUUGAUUCUUUGUAAUGCAAAGUGUUAGAUUUGUAAUCCCAAAAACGACAAAUG
This is a messenger RNA of Eutrema salsugineum, 1376 nucleotides long. RefSeq names its product ribosomal RNA small subunit methyltransferase, chloroplastic. The record is from RefSeq and is a predicted model, not a curated record. Gene Ontology annotation, molecular function: rRNA (adenine-N6,N6-)-dimethyltransferase activity. Gene Ontology annotation, cellular component: mitochondrial matrix. Bases 41 to 1075 code for a protein of 344 amino acids. The transcript has 10 exons. Lineage: Eukaryota; Viridiplantae; Streptophyta; Magnoliopsida; Brassicales; Brassicaceae. Gene Ontology annotation, biological process: rRNA methylation.